Molecule: messenger RNA, 170 nt
Organism: Funneliformis geosporum
Lineage: Eukaryota; Fungi; Glomeromycota; Glomeromycetes; Glomerales; Glomeraceae
Source: the annotation of a GenBank genome assembly
AUGAGAUCUAUUGCAAAAAAUAAUUAUUAUUGUGAAUUGGUAGAAAUGCUUAUUCAAGCAGAAAAAGAAUCAGUGACUGAUAUUAUAACUAGGAUUAAAGAUUAUAUAAGUCAGUUUGGCAUUGCUAAUAAUCUGAAUGUAAUGCAAUACUUAUUGAGAGACAUACAUGG